Lotus japonicus is the source of this 1038-nucleotide messenger RNA. RefSeq names its product chitinase 10. The transcript is spliced from 2 exons. Gene Ontology annotation, molecular function: chitinase activity. The coding region runs from base 39 to 884 and encodes 281 amino acids. The record is from RefSeq and is a predicted model, not a curated record. Gene Ontology annotation, biological process: cell wall macromolecule catabolic process; carbohydrate metabolic process; chitin catabolic process. Lineage: Eukaryota; Viridiplantae; Streptophyta; Magnoliopsida; Fabales; Fabaceae.
ACAAAAUCAUUAACAUUUAAUUCAACCCUUUUUAGCAAAUGGUACUCUCAUUGUCCUCCAUUGUUGUAUCUUUCUCUAGCUUCAUAUUUUGCUUCACAAUCCUGCUUCACUCCUCAUCAUUUGGAGCUGAAGCACGUUACUCACCCAUUACACCAAUCUCUUCUCUCAUUAGCAAAAGCCUUUUUGAUUCAAUUUUCCUUCACAAAGAUGACUCUGCAUGCCCUGCUAAAAACUUCUACACCUAUGAGUCUUACAUUCAAGCUUCCAAAUGCUUCCCUGCAUUUGGCGCUACAGGUAGUUUAACCACGCGCAAGCGUGAGAUUGCUGCUUUUCUUGCCCAAAUUUCACAUGAAACCACAGGUGGGUGGGCUACUGCACCUGAUGGACCAUAUGCUUGGGGAUUGUGCUUCAAGGAAGAAGUUAGUCCUCAAAGUGAUUACUGUGAUUCCACCAACAAAGAAUGGCCUUGUUAUCCAGGGAAAAGUUACAAAGGCAGAGGACCAAUUCAACUUUCCUGGAACUACAACUAUGGACCAGCUGGGAAGGCUUUGGGAUUUGAUGGAUUGAGAAAUCCGGAGAUCGUGACCAAUAGUUCAUUGGUUGCAUUUAGAACUUCUCUGUGGUUUUGGAUGACGGAGCGAAAGCCGAAACCUUCUUGCCACAAUGUGAUGAUUGGGAAAUAUGUGCCAACUCAAGCUGACAUAGCAGCUAACCGAACUGCAGGGUUUGGUCUGGUGACUAACAUCAUCAAUGGUGGACUUGAGUGUGGGCUUUCUGAUGAUGGAAGGGUGAAUGAUCGGAUUGGAUACUUUGAAAGAUAUGCAGGGUUGUUUAAUGUGGAUACAGGUCCUAACUUGGAUUGUGCAUAUCAGAAAUCCUUCUAAAGCUCUUGUGUAAUAGUGGCAUUUUCCAUUUUUGGUUUAUCAUUAGAAGUUUAUUGACAGUAAUACAUGGAUUUAUGAUGCUCCUCACAUGUGCUAGCGUGGCUACUUGCUAGAGAUGUAUUUAAGAAAUUGAUGAAUAAAAUUAAUUGAAGUA